Molecule: messenger RNA, 632 nt
Organism: Pongo pygmaeus (Bornean orangutan)
Lineage: Eukaryota; Metazoa; Chordata; Mammalia; Primates; Hominidae
Exons: 3
Coding region: 132-482 (116 amino acids)
Source: RefSeq, a predicted model, not a curated record
AGCAUGGAGAGAAGUAGAAACAGAGCUGGGCCCCGGGUUUUCCCAGGAGCCUGGAGCAGGGCCCUCCCCUCCCUGUCUCCUUGCUCAGCAGCGUGCCUGGUGCCAGCUGGUGCCCAGCACAGGACUGUUGCAUGAAUGAAGGAAUGAUUGGGUGCAUUCCAGAAUGCCAUGCUUCUCAGGAAGGAGGAGAAGGGAGUGCUCUCCCUCGUUCUUGGGUGUCUUUCCUAAGGAAAGCCCUUCUCCUUCAGUGGUCAGCUAACUACUCCUCCAUGAAGCCAUCCCUGAUUCCUACUCCAGCCCCCAAGGAAGAGGAACACUCGACUGGUAAGGGGAGAAAUGCCUCAAAUGAGCAUAUGCACAACUUCAGUAAACAUGCUGUGCAUGUAGCCCCUCCCAAGUGCCUGCAGGCCACCACGCAAGCGGACAGCCCUGGACAGCCCGCCCCUAGGGAAGAAUCAAGGGAGAAGAAACAGAAACUCUGAAACUGUGCUAGUAUAUAAAACCCCAAGUCAAGGGCUGAAUGGCACACUUGGAUCUCUCAAGUCACCUGCUUGGCCCCCUUCCAAGUGUACUUUACUUCCAUUUGUUCCUGCUCUAAAACUUUUUAAUAAACUGUCACUCCUGGUCUAAAA